Messenger RNA from Pistacia vera, 1655 nucleotides. Its product is annotated as 11S globulin seed storage protein Jug r 4-like. The transcript has 4 exons. Gene Ontology annotation, molecular function: nutrient reservoir activity. The coding region runs from base 13 to 1434 and encodes 473 amino acids. The record is from RefSeq and is a predicted model, not a curated record. Lineage: Eukaryota; Viridiplantae; Streptophyta; Magnoliopsida; Sapindales; Anacardiaceae.
CUUCUCUUCACUAUGGCUAAUCCUUCCCUUCUUUCUCUUUCUGUUUGCCUUCUUAUUCUCUUCCAUGGUUGCCUAGCUUCUCGCCAGCAAGGGCAACAACAAAAUGAGUGCCAAAUCGAUCAGCUCGAUGCCCUUGAACCCGAUAACCGCGUUGAGUAUGAAGCCGGUAUGGUUGAAACCUGGGACCCUAACCAUGAGCAAUUCAGGUGCGCUGGUGUUGCUGUGGCUAGGCAUACCAUCCAACCUAAUGGCCUUCGGUUGCCAGAAUAUUCAAAUGCUCCUACACUUAUGUACAUUGUCGAGGGUGAGGGUAUGACAGGAACCUUAAUUCCAGGAUGUCCUGAAACUUACCAGGCACCCCAACAGGGACAACAACACGGACAGAGUAGUAGGUUCCAGGAUAAGCACCAAAAGAUUCAACGUUUCCGUAAAGGUGAUAUCAUCGCAUUGCCCGCAGGAGUUGCAAACUGGUGCUACAACGAGGGCAAUUCCCCAGUCGUCACUGUUACUCUUUUAGACGUUUCAAACAGUCAAAACCAGCUUGAUAUGUACCCAAGAAAAUUCAAUCUGGCUGGUAACCCAGAAGAUGAGUUCCAGCAGCAGCAACAACAGCAAUCUCGCGGGCGUAGACAAAGCCAACAGAAAUCUUGCAACAACAUUUUCUGCGGCUUCGACACAAAGAUCUUGGCUGAGGUUUUCCAAGUGGAACAACGUCUUGUAAAGCAGCUCCAAAACGAGAAGGACAACAGAGGUGCCAUUGUUAAAGUGAAGGGCGACCUUCAGGUUAUCAGGCCACCAAGGAGACAGAGCGAGCGUGGAUUCGAGAGUGAAGAGGAAAGUGAGUAUGAAAGAGGCCGAAGGGGACGUGACAAUGGUCUUGAAGAGACCAUUUGCACCAUGAAACUCAAAGAGAACAUUCAUGAUCCUUCUCGCUCUGACAUUUACACCCCAGAAGUUGGUCGUAUUACCUCCCUCAACAGCCUUAACCUCCCAAUCCUCAAAUGGCUCCAACUCAGUGCUGAAAGGGGUGUGCUCCAAAACAAUGCUCUGAUGGUGCCACACUGGAACUUCAACGCACACAGCAUAGUCUACGGCUGCAAGGGUAACGCCCAGGUUCAAGUAGUGGACAACUUUGGCAACACAGUGUUCGACGGGGAAGUCAGCGAGGGACAGAUCUUUGUGGUGCCACAAAACUUUGCGGUCGUGAAACGUGCAAGAGGACAAAGAUUCGAAUGGAUUUCAUUUAAGACAAAUGACCGGGCCAUGAUAAGCCCACUUGCUGGAUCCACCUCGGUGCUUCGUGCCAUGCCAGAGGAGGUACUGGCCAAUGCAUUCCAGAUCUCAAGAGAAGAUGCUAGGAAGAUCAAGUUCAACAAUGAGCAGCCAACUUUGUCAUCUGGACAAUCAAGCCAACAGAUGAGGGACGAUGCUUAAAUUUGAUGUAAUGCUAGUGAUGUUAAGCGACAUGCAUGCACGUACUUAGUGUUUUUUGGUUUUUGAAGGGGUAGGUAGUGCAUAAUAAAGGAGAGCUUAGAUAAUCUCUGCUAUGGGUGGAGACAGGAGAGAGCUUUUGUAUGUAGUUCAGUUAAAUAACUACUACUACUAUGUGGAUGAACUUUUAAUGAGUUGUGUCUAAUAAAACUACUGUUCCUACU